GGGGGGGGGGGAAAUCAUAAUUAUCUUCCAUAUCGACUCCCUUAGUGCUCCUUACAGUACAUGUUCAUAGAAGGAACCUCCCAGGAUGUUCCUGGCGGGCCUCGGUGUUGAAAUGGACUCGUGCGCUGUGAUCUGCAGUGCAUCUGAGGAGGCGUUUGUUUAGAGUGUUGAAGUGGGAAUGUGCUGUGCUGAGUACACAGAGGUGCUGGCUCUGGCUGCGGCCACAGACAGAUCCUCUCAAGCCUUGGCAUCACAUGGGCCAAGUCAGGGGCUGCAGCUCAUGCCUGCUCUUCUAAAAGGGGUUUCAAGAUUUCCAAAGAUGAAAAAAAAAAAAAAGUUUGGUGAUUAGGACCAAAAAUGGGUUGCUUUGUCCCUCAGCUAUUUAAAUCAUGGCUGAUAACAGUCCAUUUAGACUUUUCCAUGGGGGGAAAAAGGGGGACUCUCACACGCUGGCGUAUGGUUUCCCCUGAGGAUGGUACUGUUUUUGGCCACUUUUCCUAAGAUGGCAGAUGUUUGCUUUUCGUGUGACCUCACCAAAAGUCAGUCACGCCCCCGUAACGGUCUCAGUGCUGGGACAGAGAAUCCCUGCAGCUGCGAAGAAAAGCUCCUCUUCUCAGUAGGGAAGGUAUUCAUCACAUCACAUCAACAUUCUUUAGGUCGAUCUAACUUCUUUAAAAAUGGCAAGAUCCAAGUCCUCUCAGAACACCUGCAACUGCCUGGUGGCAUUCCUCGCCCUCUGGUCCAUGAUCUCCCUCGUCGUCAUCAUAGUGUGGGCGACGUGGCCUUACAUGAGGAGCCUGAGCCAGUGCGAGGCAGCCAGGCAAGCCACCGUUGAGAAGAUCGAAGGAGCCAAGGUGGUGAGCGAGAGAGACCAGAACGUGCUCCUGGAUCAGCUGAGCAACAGCCGUGGGAACCAAACAGCGCUUCUGAGGGAGCUGGACAUCAUCAUGGAGAGGCUGAGGGAAACUAAUGUGUCACUGAUGGACAGCCUGCAGUGGAAGGAGGUUUUGAAAGAGAACAUUACCACUUUAAAAAGUGAAAAAGAAAUACACAUGACCCUGCAAAAAAACUUGUCCUCUGUACUGGCAUGGCAGGAAGCCCAUACCGACACACUGCAGGCCAACUUGACAUGGAGCCUUCAUCAGUGGGACUCCUGCAACGCCUUACUCAAUGCUGCUAACAGCCAGCAGGUGGCAGCAGAGAGUCAGAACAAAGCCUGCAAGUCUACUAGCGCUUAUCUGUUCAAACUACUGAAUGCAUGCAGGAUUGAAGACGACAGUGGAUCACAACAGAUUAAUGCUGUUGCCCUGUGAUCACACAACAGGCACACUACUUUUAUUUUUAUUUUGUGUUGUGUGUUUUAUGAGUUCUGAGUUGUUAAAAGGACAUAAUGAAUGUCACAAUACCAAGAGAUUGGUUUGUAGAUUGUAGAUUAUGUAUACGUCCGGAAUUGUAUUGGAGUGUACCACAGGAAAAAUCACUGGAAUCAUACCCAGUGUAUCAAGACAGGACACAAGUUUGUACAUAAACAUAAUCUGUCUGACAGUUAGGAGCAUAGCAAAAGAUUUUUCCUUUGGUCAACACCCUCCUCCACUCUUUCUUCUCAAUAUCCCAAAAUAAAAUGAACAAUCAAGUAACCUA
Clupea harengus (Atlantic herring) is the source of this 1641-nucleotide messenger RNA. RefSeq lists its product as uncharacterized. The record is from RefSeq and is a predicted model, not a curated record. Lineage: Eukaryota; Metazoa; Chordata; Actinopteri; Clupeiformes; Clupeidae.